UACAGUGACCAGUUCGACACAUUUUCCAAAAUGGCUACCCCUGGUGGAUUGAUGAACAAGAAGAAGAAAGAUUUCCUCGGUGUUGCCGCUCCUCUUGGUUACGUCCCCGGCUUGGGGCGAGGGGCCACUGGCUUCACCACCCGAUCUGAUAUUGGACCUGCUAGAGAAGCAAAUGACAUCAGCGAUGACAGACAUCCAGCUCCAAAAAAGAAGAAGAAAGAUGACGAUGAUGAGGAAGAAGAUCUGAAUGAUAAUAACUACGAUGAGUUUGCCGGCUAUGGAGGGAGUUUGUUCAACACAGGACCCUAUGAAAAGGACGACGAGGAGGCGGAUGCAAUAUAUGAAGCCAUCGAUAAACGCAUGGAUGAAAAACGCAAGGAGAGAAGGGAAAAGCGUUUCCGAGAAGAGAUUGAAAAGUACCGUCAAGAGAGGCCUAAGAUUCAACAACAGUUUUCUGACUUAAAGCGAGAAUUGUCAGUAGUGAGUGCAGAUGAGUGGCUGAACAUCCCUGAGGUAGGAGACUCAAGGAACAAACACCAGAGAAACCCACGAGCUGACAAGAUCACCCCCAUGCCAGACACCUUCCUGCAGAAGCAUGCCAUGAGCAACGAGACCAUGAACACGCUGGAUGCCCGGCAGCAGGCCCUGGGAGGGCUAGCCACCCCGUUCCCCGGGACCAUGACUCCAGGAAUGAUGACCCCGACGGGAGAGUACGACUUGAGGAAGAUCGGAGAAGCCAGGAACACACUCAUGGAUGUCAAACUCAACCAAGUAUCUGACUCGGUCAGUGGUCAAACGGUCGUUGACCCCAAAGGUUACCUGACUGAUCUCCAGAGCAUGCUCCCAUCCUACGCUGGCGAUGUUGCGGAUGUCAAGAAAGCCAGACUCCUGCUGAAAUCAGUGCGGGAGACGAACCCCAACCAUCCCCCAGCUUGGAUUGCCUCCGCUCGUCUGGAGGAGGUGACAGGCAAGUUACAGGCAGCUAGGAACAUCAUCAUGAGAGGCUCUGAGGUGUGUCCUCGUAGUGAGGAUGUAUGGCUGGAAGCUGCUAGACUACAGCCUGGGGAUACCGCCAAAGCUGUGAUUGCCCAGGCCGUCAGGCACCUACCCAACUCAGUCAAGAUCUGGAUCAGAGCAGCAGACCUGGAGUCUGAGACCAGGGCCAAGAGAAAGGUCUACCGAAAAGCUUUAGAGCACAUUCCCAAUUCUGUCAAGCUGUGGAAGUCAGCCAUUGAGCUGGAAGGACCAGAAGAUGCCAGGAUCCUACUGAGUAGAGCUGUGGAGUGUUGCCCCUCGAGUGUGGAGCUGUGGUUGGCCCUUGCCAAACUUGAGAACUACGACAAUGCCCGCAAGGUGCUAAACAAGGCCAGAGAGAACAUCCCGACGGAUCGAAAGAUCUGGAUCACGGCUGCCAAGUUAGAAGAGGCAGAAGGCAACCAUGCUAAUGUCGAUAAAAUCAUUGACAGAGCUCUGACAUCCCUUCGAGCCAACAUGGUAGAGAUCAACCGAGAGCAGUGGAUCAAGGAUGCAGAGGAAUGUGAACAAGCCGGCAGCAUUGUCACCUGCCAGUCUAUCGUACGUGCCGUGAUUGGCGUUGGGAUUGAAGAUGAAGAUCGGGAGACAACUUGGAUGGAUGAUGCAGACAGUUGCGCUGCUCACCACGCCUAUGAGUGUAGUCGUGCCAUCUAUGCUCACUCCCUGACGGUCUUUCCAAGUCGCAAGAAAAUCUGGCUGGAGGCAGCGUACUUCGAGAAGAACCACGGAUCUAGGGAAUCCCUAGAGAGUCUCCUUCAGAAAGCCGUGGGUCACUGCCCCAAGGCUGAGGUCCUCUGGUUGAUGGGAGCAAAAUCCAAGUGGCUGUCUGGCGAUGUACCUGCUGCUCGUAGCAUCCUGGCUUUGGCCUUCCAAGCCAACCCCAACAGCGAAGAGAUCUGGCUGGCGGCCGUCAAGCUAGAGAGCGAGAACAACGAAGAUGAGAGAGCACGUCGCCUGCUGGCCAGGGCCAGGAACAGUGCCCCCACAGCCAGGGUCUGGAUGAAAUCAGUCAAGCUAGAAUGGCAACUGGAAUCCAUUGACAGAGCCAGACAGCUGCUGGACGAAGGAGUGAAGCACUAUGCUGACUUUGCCAAAUUAUGGAUGAUGCGUGGUCAGAUUGCAGAGCAACUUGGAGACAGAGAAGAAGCCAGAAAGACAUACCAGCAAGGAAGGAAGAAGUGUCCCCAUUCUGUGCCUCUGUGGCUGCUGUCCUCCAGGCUGGAAGAGAAGGUGGGUAACCUGACCAAGGCCAGAGCCAUCCUGGAGAAAGCACGGCUCAGCUGCCUGCACUGCCCAGACCUGUGGCUGGAAGCCAUCAGGGUCGAGUCCAGGGCCAGCAACAAGGACAUGGCCCUGUCUACCCUGGCACGGGCCAUGCAGGACUGCCCAGCCUCGGGCAUCCUGUGGGCCGAAGCCAUCUUCCUGGAAGCCAGACCACAACGCAAGACUAAGAGCGUGGACGCGCUGAAGAGAUGCGAACAUGACCCACACGUCCUGCUGGCAGUGUCCAAGCUGUUUUGGAGCGAGCGUAAGAUUGGCAAGGCCAGGGAGUGGUUCAACAAGACGGUGAAGAUUGAGCCUGACCUUGGUGACGCCUGGGCCCACUUUUUUAGGUUUGAGAUACAACAUGGCAAUGAGGAGCAGCAAGAAUUGGUUCGGAAGCGCUGCGUGGAGGCGGAGCCUCGGCACGGCGAGCUGUGGUGCAGCGUCUCCAAGAACAUCAAGAACUGGAGGUGUAAAACCAACGAGAUUCUCCCCAUGGUGGCAAACGCAAUCAGCAUUGUCUUCUAGACAGGUAUUCACUGGACAUAAGCACGAUUUCCGAAAGUGUGCUUAAAAUAACAUUGUGGGAUUGGAGUUAUAUUCAGGGUCGACACUCAUGCCAUUUCUAAGCACACUGUCUGUGAUUGGUCAUUCUAUAAAUUUGGUGUCCACUUUUUUUCUUCCAUCUUUAUUACAUUACAAGUAAUUUAGGAAAUCCUUAAUAUAUGGAAAUUCCUUGUUGCUUUCAUAAAGAGCGAUGGUGCAGAUGUAAAGUGAAAUACCAACCCAACGAGCCAAUGUUAAUUUGCAUUCAUUUGCGGCAAUAUAUUGACUGCCAAAAUUGUAGGAAUUUUUAAGUGCACAGCACUGCCCCUUCUAUGAAAUCUAAAUUAGGAAGUGAAGCUUGCAUCGGAUUAUAUUAUAGUUAUUUGUAUACUUACUAUGUUUUGUUCCAGAAAUCCAGAAAGAGUUCAUCGUAGCUUUAGACGUUUUGCAUGACUGUAUGCAUGCACCCUGUCUCAGUUACAUUGGUUAUUGUAACGACCGCCUUAAAUUUAACAGAUUAAAAUAAGUGUGCAUAUACAUGUACUUGCAGUACGUGAUUAUAGAAAAAUUAGAACAUAGUACAUGCACAGUUACACUAACUUCAAGCGAUUCAUUUAAGAAUUGUUGACUGCUGUGGCGUGGGAUAUGAGGGUGCCAUGCAUGCCCGACGGUGUUCAAGACGUCAUAUCCCACACUGCAGCGGUCAACAAUUGUUUUGUCAUACCUCUGUCUUAAGGAAUUUGUCCAAAGAAACAAGCUCUGUAUUUCAGAAGACGAUGGGCUUAGUGUAAAACUGUACAAUUAACGUAACAGAUGUAAAUGAUAACGUUUGCAAAUGCACUGUCCCCUCACUUUUGGUGAUUGUGUAAACUCUUAUAUGAAACUAAUGUGGGUACCAGUGAGUACAUUUAUAUAGUCUGGUUAGCGGUCCCUUCAUUACUCUAUACGCUGCAGGGACGGGAACGAGUCUGUUAUACGAGUACAAUCAUCAACCGAAUUCCCUGGUAGCCUUUGCAUAAAACGCAUUAUAGGUACCACGCAAAACUAACUAAUGAACCGCAAAUGUUUGUUCUCGAACUUCCCGAAGCUCUUCUAUUUCGCACAUGUACACGUGUGCGUGCACGCACCAUUGGUAGAAUGAAAUGUCUCAUGGUGAGUGUGAUAUGCAGAUACGUUGCCCUGUCAUGUGAUCGUUCUUGGCCAAUAAACGGACAGUAUCCAAGCAAGAGGUAUGACAAAAAACACUAUCCCCCUGUCGUACCCUGAAUUUAUAGAAUCACUCUUUUAAACCAGUAAAUUAUCUUGAGAAAGCUGCAUGUCUCCAACAGUCACCCCAUCCAUCUGGCUACCCCCCCCAUAUUUCCACAGCAGCAUUUGCUUUCACAUUGAACCGGAAUACGGAAUACAGAAAUAAUGAUGUUCCACUGAGAAAAGUGAAGUUCUCUUUGUCAAUUGGAAGGAUAAUUCUUUUUAAUUACUUCCUUUUUACAUAGACUAAAUCUAGUCCUCUGUUGUAGACAUUUGCAGAAGAAAAGCAUGUUCAUCAAGAAGCCUUUACACGCACAGGUGACAAGAACACAAAGCCCUAGACUGGUUACUCUGAACAUUCAAUUACCGUAGACAGUCUUCUUAAGAUCGAGCCAUCUUUACACAACAUACUGUGUACAGCCACUUUGUUUAUAUAAUAGCAUUUAUGUAUUUUUUUUUCACUUUUGUGACAACCUUGUGACCAUAAUUUAGGAGGACAACUACUGUGGUUACAAAAGCGAUAUUACAUUUUUAGGAUAACAGCAUCGUGGUAUUGUAUUGUAAUUAGUAUAGGUAGACGUGCUCGGUAAAAAAGUACAAAUUUCACUCUCACAUGGGUAAUGAUAUCUACAGUCACCUUUGUAUCUUGAGAGGAGGCCACAGCUAUCUGAAGCCUUGUAAAGUGUCCUGCUCUGUGGAAAUAGUUCAAACAUUUCAAAUCAACUUUUUGUGUGUUAAACAUCUGUAAUUACAUUUGGAUGCAAGAAUAAACACUUGGCAUCACCUCACAUAAUGAU
This is a messenger RNA of Acanthaster planci (crown-of-thorns starfish), 4889 nucleotides long. RefSeq names its product pre-mRNA processing factor 6 (gene prpf6). Gene Ontology annotation, molecular function: protein binding. Gene Ontology annotation, cellular component: catalytic step 2 spliceosome; U4/U6 x U5 tri-snRNP complex. The record is from RefSeq and is a predicted model, not a curated record. NCBI's taxonomy places the organism in Eukaryota, Metazoa, Echinodermata, Asteroidea, Valvatida, Acanthasteridae. Gene Ontology annotation, biological process: spliceosomal tri-snRNP complex assembly; mRNA splicing, via spliceosome.